AUGGCAAGACAGGGAGGAUUCUACGUCGUUAGGAAGGGCAGGGAAACUGGGAUCUUUAAUACAUGGAGUGAAUGUAAGAACCAAGUGAAUGGUUAUAGUGGUGCAGUUUAUAAAAAAUUUGACGAUUAUGAACAAGCCAAGUCUUUCCUAGGCCAUAAAAAUAGCGCAUCGAAUCAUAGAAGUUCAGAGCUUACUGGAAGCCUAAUUAGUAAACCUCAUACGACUCAAAAGCGAUCUCAGGGAAAUAAUCUACCACCAUCCCUCUAUUCUUCAUUGACGACAUUAUCUAAAUUUUCAUCUCCAACCUCAGUUGAUAAGAUCACCUUCUAUUCGGUAAAAAGCAACGUUCCAAAUGUUGAAAGCAAGAUCUUCGAUAAUUGGAAAGAUUGUCAAGCCUAUGUCAAACAUAAAAGAGGUAUAACGUUUAAGAAAUUCGAUAAUCGAUCUGCUGCGGAAGAUUUCAUCAAUGGUGUCAGUGCGCACGAUUACAAGCUUAUCAAUAUACCCAGGGACAUUUUUCAAACUAAGUAUAAGCUUUCGAAUGGUGCUAAAUAUGAUAAAUGCAUGAACGUUUACUGUGAUGGUUCAAGUUUCGGUAACGGUACGUCAUCAUCAAAGGCAGGUUAUGGUGCAUAUUUUGAGGGUGCACCUGAGGAAAACAUUUCUGAACCUUUACUGUCAGGAGCCCAAACUAAUAAUAGAGCUGAAAUCGAGGCAGUUUCUGAAGCCUUGAAAAAAAUCUGGGACAAUUUAUCUAGUGGAAAGGAAAAAGUGAACUAUCAAAUUAAGACCGAUUCAGAGUAUGUAGCCAAGUUAUUAAAUGACAGGUACAUGACAUAUGAUGACAAAAAACUGGAAACCCUGCCUAAUUCUGAUUUAAUAGUCCCUUUGGUAGAGAGAUUCGUUAAAGUCAAAAAAUACUAUGAAUUGAACAAAGAAUGCUUUAGUAAUAAUGGUAAAUUUCAGAUUGAGUGGGUAAAAGGACACGACGGUGAUCCAGGGAAUGAAAUGGCAGACUUUCUCGCUAAAAAUGGUGCGUCCAGACGAUAA
Molecule: messenger RNA, 1050 nt
Organism: Saccharomyces mikatae IFO 1815
Lineage: Eukaryota; Fungi; Ascomycota; Saccharomycetes; Saccharomycetales; Saccharomycetaceae
Gene: RNH1
Product: RNA-DNA hybrid ribonuclease
Exons: 1
Coding region: 1-1050 (349 amino acids)
Biological process (GO): DNA replication, removal of RNA primer
Molecular function (GO): nucleic acid binding; RNA-DNA hybrid ribonuclease activity; magnesium ion binding
Source: RefSeq, a predicted model, not a curated record